UAAAACACUGAGUGUUGUGAUAUUGCAGCAUCAGAAUAAAGGAAGUAGUAUCGUCUGAAAUGAAUAUCUGGGAAUUGUUAGAAACCUUGGAUACAUCUGAUGCCUUUGACAAUACCUAGACUCAUAUGCUCUCUGGAUAUUUCUCAAUUUAUCUCCAUCAAGUUUAAUAUUUUGGCCACAUUGUUUGAAAACAUAGGUCUUAUGAACUAUGAAGAAGUAUUUUUUACUGUAACAGCACUUCAAUUUACAGAACCAGUUUCAGAUGAAAACAUUACAGUGGUUGACACAAACUUUAAUGACAUUCCUGUCCGUCUGUACUUGCCAAAAAGGAAGUCUGAAAUACAGAGACCAGCUAUAAUUUUCAUUCAUGGUGGUGCCUUUGUCUUGGGAAGUUGCAAGAUGUCAGCCUAUGAUGACCUGAACAGAUUGACAGCAAACAAGCUUGGUGCUGUUAUUGUGGGAAUAGACUACAGACUUGCUCCUCAGUAUCAAUUCCCAGCUGCCCUUGAAGACUGUGUUUUUGUGACCAAGUUCUUUCUCCAGGAGAAGGUUCUUGCAAAAUAUGGAGUGGAUCCCUCUCGUAUCUGUAUUACGGGAGACAGUUCUGGGGGCACCUUGGUGGCAGCAGUGAUUCAACUGUUACAGAAUGAUCUAGAUUUCAAAGACAGAAUUAAGGCACAAGCUUUGAUAUACCCUGGCCUACAAGUGCUUGAUACUUCUCUGCCAUCACAUCGAGAGUACGAACAUGGUCCCAUUGUGUCCAGGGAGAUGAUAAUUAAGUUGGCAAGCUUGUAUGUGACUGAAGACAAAACUCUGCUCCAGGCCUUACUAAGAAAUGAGCACAUGCCACCGGGGUCAAGAGACCUGUUCAAGUUUGUUAACUGGAGUGACUUCCUUCCUGAGAAAUACAAAAAGAACUAUGUUUACAGGGAGCCCGUCCUUGGAAAACUAAAUGCUACUUAUCCAGCACUUGUGGAUAACAGACUGUCACCUUUGAUAGCCAAUGACUCCCAGUUACAGGGAUUGCCAUUAACUUAUGUCGUCACAUGUGAACAUGAUCUCAUAAGAGACGAUAGUCUCAUUUACGUCACACGGCUUAGAAAUGUUGGGGUCCAAGUUACUCAUGACCAUUUAGAGGAAGGAGUCCAUGGAGCCCUAUCCUUUACUGGAGCUCCAGUGUUUUUACAUUUAGGAUUAAGAAUAAGAGACAAGUAUAUUAGUUGGUUAGAAGAAAAUCUAUAAAUUAGUGAAAUUAAUGGUACACGUAGCUAGCUCAUCAGUAGAGUAACCUGUAUGUUAUGUGUUGAACUAUUGUAUGACGAAUGAGAACAAAAUGAUGUGACUUUUAGAUCAAACUACAUUUCAGUUUGAAUGAAGAUUGAUGGGUGUGUUUAAGAAAACUGCUUUAUCUUUUCAAUCUUAAUGACAUUGCUUAAAUGAGCAUAUAUACUUCUUUAUUCCCAUUAAUUGUCAUUUGUUGUGAAGCAUGUAUUCUUGAGUAAUCAGUAGAUCAGUGAAAGACUUUAAGUGUGAUUACAUGUAAAAGUGCUGGAGAUUCCAGACAGUUAUAAACCAAAUUCUGAGUAUAUUGUAUGAAAAAAAUAAUUUUGAACAAAAAAGGAAUGUACCUAAACUUUUGUAUGAUCAAACUUGAAGGUGCCUAUGUGAGUUGCAUUCAUUGAUAGACCAUGUGUCUUGAUGCAUGAAAGUACCCAGCCAACUGUGGAGUGUAGGUAAAGUUAUUUGUAAUAUUCUUUUGAAUUUUUGUGGUGAAUCAUCGUUCACACAGAGGCUGCAUAUCCAGGGAGUUAUCUGAGUGGUGAUCUCCAGGCCUGUUUACUUUCCUGUGAUGAUGUGACCCAUAAUCC
This is a messenger RNA of Alexandromys fortis (reed vole), 1868 nucleotides long. RefSeq names its product arylacetamide deacetylase-like 2. Lineage: Eukaryota; Metazoa; Chordata; Mammalia; Rodentia; Cricetidae. Gene Ontology annotation, cellular component: membrane. The transcript has 5 exons. Gene Ontology annotation, molecular function: carboxylic ester hydrolase activity. The record is from RefSeq and is a predicted model, not a curated record. The coding region runs from base 100 to 1242 and encodes 380 amino acids.